Mangifera indica (mango) is the source of this 1553-nucleotide messenger RNA. Its product is annotated as gibberellin 20-oxidase-like protein. Gene Ontology annotation, molecular function: dioxygenase activity. Lineage: Eukaryota; Viridiplantae; Streptophyta; Magnoliopsida; Sapindales; Anacardiaceae. The record is from RefSeq and is a predicted model, not a curated record. Bases 331 to 1314 code for a protein of 327 amino acids. The transcript is spliced from 3 exons.
AAUCAAAUUCAAAUUAAAUUCCAUUUAGACUGUGAGAAUCCACCCAUAAUUAAAAACCCAAUUUCUAAAUUCAAAAUCAUGUGUUUGAUAAUAAAUUGUUUCAUAAAAAUUAAAUAAUUUGAAAAUUGAAGCUAAAAAAUAUAUGGUCUCAUACCACUUGAAACACAAAAAUGUAAAUAUAAAUUUGAAAAACAUCACAUGAAUAUAUGAUAUAACAAAGGAAAUCAGAGAUGCAAGUUUGGGUGUUUGCAGUCUUGCUUAUUUAUAUUCAAUUGAGCAUUUUUUUCCCAAUUGUUAUUGUUUAUUGUAAUUCCUGUAUGUUGUGCGUAUAUGGUGAUUGAGAAGCAGGCCGUGUCACCUUUAAUGCGUUUUAAAUGGGGGAAUCAAAACGCAAAAUCAGAGUUCUACUCAUGUGGGACGUUGACUGAUAUGGCAAGAACUGCUUGCAAAAGAUGGGGUUUCUUCCUAAUCAGCAAUCAUGGAAUUUCCAAAGAUCUUUACAAAAGACUUUAUAUGCUUUCAAAACAACUGUUCGGCCUUCCUUCUGACACCAAGCUUCAACUUGGUCCUAUAUCUUCCACAAAAACUUAUACUCCUCAUUUCAUAGCUUCUCCUUUCUUUGAGAGUCUCCGAGUUGCUGGACCAAAUUUCUUUGAAUCUGCUCAGAGUUCCGCAAAUAUACUCUUUGACCAACAGGGUCUUGAAUUCAGUGAGAUAUUACAAGAAUAUGGCAGCAAGAUGACAGAAUUAUCACAGAAAAUUAUAGAGGUGUUGCUAAUGUGCUUGGGGGAUGGUUUUGAGGAGAAAUACUAUGAAUCCGAAUUUGAGAACUGUCAUGGAUAUUUGAGGAUUAUUAACUACACUCCACCUGAAAGUCUGGAGAAUGAAGUAGAGGGGCUAGGAACGCACACAGACAUGAGCUGUGUAACCAUUGUCUACCAGGAUGAAAUUGGUGGGCUUCAAGUGAGAUCAAAAGAGGGAAAAUGGGUGGACAUUAACCCAUGUGAGGGAACCCUUGUGGUGAACAUUGGGGAUAUGUUGCAAGCUUGGAGCAAUGAAAAAUUUAUAUCAUCAGAACAUCGAGUUGUUCUAAAGCAACCAAUUAACCGUUUAUCUCUAGCUUUCUUUUGGUGUUUUGAAGAUGAAAAAGUGAUUUUGACACCAGAUGAAGUGGUAGGAGAAGGAAAUAUGAAACUUUAUAAGCCAUUUGUGUGUUUGGAUUAUGUGAAAUUCCGAGAAAACAAUGUAAGAGGGAAGUUUGAAAAGGUUGGAUUCACAGUCAAAGACUUUGCUGGGAUCAGGCUCCAAAUGUGAUGUGAAGAUCACAGAUUUUUGUUAACCUUACUACUUGUUCUUUCAUGUUGACUAAAAUUGUUGUUCCAGUGUUGAGUGUAAGAUGAGAGAAGGGAUUCGUUGGGAUUGGGGAGCUUUAACCUACUGGUAGUUAAUUGGGCAAAGGCUUUACAGUAGGGAGUUCAAUUUCCAACUUCCAACUUAUGUAUAAUAUAAUUCUUGUAUUUAUCUACUUUUGAAUGUAUGGAAAUUUAUCAUAA